AUGCUCAAGUUCUCUCCGCCAGACCACGAUCACGACACGCCCGCCACCAACACCGCCGCGCAAAGAAGACCGCGCCGUUCCUUUAUCGCAUAUGCUCACCGGCAAUUGAGAGCUUGGGGUUUUGACCGUGCGACGACGGAGACGGCGGCAGCGGCGAUUGCCACACGAUCACGAAACUGCCGACAUAAUAUGUCUCCCAACAAAACCGGUUCUGAAGAUGGCCUGGAUAAGGCGACACUCGGGGUAGACCUGAUGAAUGCUCAGGAGAAAGCGAAGGCCGUCGCCGCGAGGCUCUCCGUCUCGCCUGGGGCCAUUCGCACGGAGGUGGAUGCGGUGAAGAGCAGGCCGGCAAAUAGUACAAAUGGUAUACGGUCAUCGCCACCGAUGUUGGCUCCGUCCGAUGCCAUGGACCUAGACACGGAACCUUCAAAUGGAGUGACCACUAACGCUGACGCCACGACGAAGAGCGAUUCGGAGGCUGAAACAAUCGUGCUGCCAGGUAAAAAUGGGCAUUCACCGUCAAAAAUCCGGAAAUCUAUCAAGCACGAAGACCGGAGCGAGGACGAAGACAUCAUAGACGCUCCUAGUAUCCAAAGCCCGAGUGAUGGUGGGAAAAGUCUCGCGCAGGGGACACUGCCGCAAGUGGCAGAAAAGGCCACCGAUUCGACGACCGCUGGAGCGAUGGUUUCUACCUCUUCACUGGGAAAAAGAAAGCGGCCAAAGCAUGGUACCAUUAACAUCAAAGACGACCCUGCACUUGUGGGCAAUUCCAGUGGGCUCAGUUCCGUACCGACUUCUCCUGUAGCAACCACGCGCUCUUCACUGUCGAAGCCUGCGGCUUCCGAUUCCGAGUUCUCCAAAUCCCCAUCUCCUCGCUAUCGUUCCGCUGCGCGCGAUCAAGCCAAAUCUGUCGACCGAGUAGUUCAACGCCGGAAACAGUACACCUCCGCGUCUGGAGAGGAGGACGAAGGGGAGCGGCCAAGAUUUAGCAGGCAGCGAAGUUCAGGCAUCGACCACAAAUCGAGUAGAGAUAAUCGAUCUUCGUCGAAGUUCGGCACCGAUACACGUCCACGAAAGCGUACGAGGUCAAUAUCACCACAUUCGCGAGGUCACCGCCGCAGUAAUUCGACCCAGUUACCGUCGAAGUCUUCCCACGGACUAGGUCACAAGAAAAAGCGCGUUCCCGCACCGCUACAGUCCACUGAAUAUCAGUCGGAUGAGUCGUCUAGUGGCAGUUCACAUCCUCGAAGUUCACGCGUGCGAAGCGUUGCAGCACCAAUGACCGGCGAAUCGACGAUGUCGCCAGCAAAAAUCGGUCCUCAUAAGAAGCAUGUUAAUUCGUCUGGCCAGACUCUACUUGCACGUGCAUGUCUAAGCGGCAAGCUAGACGUGACAAAACAAAGAUACGACGAGCGCCCCCAGGAUUUAAAUGAAGCCGAUCAUGCUCUGAACACACCGCUUCAUGUUGCUAGUAUCAAUGGGUUUGCAGAUAUUGUUAAAUUUCUGCUGGACAAGAAUUGUAUUGUUGACUGUGUGAACGACCAACGAGACACGCCGCUCCAUGAUGCAAUCGAAAAUGGGCAUGUGGAAGUUGUGAAACUACUCUUUGAUGCAGGUGCUAACCCGAACAAACCGAACCGGCAUGGAGAUGAGCCACUCGACCUUGUGACAGAGAAGGAAGAGAGCGGAGCCUACAGCGAGAACGAAGCGACUGAGAUUAGGACAGCAAUUAUAGCAGCGAAGCAGAAUAAUCGUGAUGUCCAACGGCUCUCAGAAGAUGACCAUAUCCAUGAGCAUCUCGAUAGUCGGCCAUCUCAUCCCAAAGACAGCGCCCGCCAUAGUCCACAGGCCCCAAUCCACGAUUCCCAUGUCAUGAGCUCGACCAGUAGAAGAGGCGGGACAGCUCGGUCGAUCAAAACCAGUGAUCAUCUUCUUUAUCAACGACUUGAUGCGACAGAGCUACGAAAGGCUGCCAAAGAGGGUGAUGCUAGUGCUGCUGCCCGGGUUCUAGAAGUCAAUACUAACUUAAAGGAUUCGAAUUCUCUCCUGCUUGCAGCUAGAGGAGGACACUUUGAUGUUAUAAAUAUACUUUUCGCCAUGGGGGGAUUUGAUCCUGAUCCACAACCAAUCCAGGGGGCACCGCCGGAACAUAACACACCCAUACUUGCAACCAUUGGCCGCGAUGACCACCUUAAGGUGAUCGAAUUAUUUCUUGGCCAGGAUAACUUUGAUCCCACACGACGCAUAAGGGGAGACACCUAUUAUGAGAUCGCUAAGAAGCGAGCAGGACCCAAGUGGCAAGAGGAAGAAAAGCUUCUGAAAGAUGCAUAUGAAAAAUAUGAAUCCUCCCACAAAGGAUCACGUUCUCCUAUUCUCCGGCGAGAUGGACGGGAUUCGGAUGCGAAAAGACUCCGUAGGGAUGAACAGCAAGCUUCUCGAUCCCAUAAACGAACCACUUCAAGCCCGAAAGCGAAAGAUUAUGAUACUAGUAAGACCCAGCAUCGCAAUUCAUCAUCGAUCAACCAGUCUAAGGAGAGCCAUCCACAAAUUAAGCGAGGACCGGGACGACCUAGGAAGGAGGAAAGUGCACAAGUAACCGCGGUGUCAGAUCCCGAGACCACUCCGCUAGGUCCCCCAAAACAGAAAUCACAGGUCAAUCGAUCCGAAUCUGAAGUACAAGCUGCCUCUGAGAAUGAGACAACCACAAAGCCACGACGCAAGUUAGUGUCCGGCAAAGAGUUGAGAGGAGAACGGGAGCUCGAGAAGCAACGGCGUACCAGCGUUGCGUCUAACACUUCUAGCGCUUCCACCAAAGACAGGCGUGGCCUGGGCGAAUCGAAAGGGGACAACAAGGUCGAUGGGAGACUUAGUCCUAGCGUCUCGCGGGUCCCCAAGAAAUCAACCUCUAGCCUCAAUGACCAUGACUCUCCUUCCGAAAAACAUGCAUCUGAUAAGGACAGAGCCCGUUCCAUCAAGAGAGACGAUUCCAAAGACCGGCUCAGCGCAAUUCGGAGUGAAAGUCCUGUGAAGCGACAUAGGAAAAGUGCCACGCCACCUCGAUCAGGUAUGCAGGAGGUGACUCCUGGCUAUGGUGCAGGAGGAGGUCCAUUGAAGAGGCGCAAACUAGAAGCGGAGGCUGGAACAGGACCCAGACCUGAUGCUACACCGACCUCCUCGCCCGACCUUCGUGUCUCUGCCGCCAAAAUUCCAUCCGUGGAUGACGAUAAUGGUGAAACGUCCGGUCUAGAGUCAAAAAUCAAGUCGCCUCACUCCGAUGUACAUGUGGAUGAUGUGAUACGGAGUUCGAAGACAGAUGAACCGAAUUCCCGAGGACGCCUAGAGAAGCCAGCAGAUCACGGUCCGGCCUCGUCUCAUGAUUCGCAUGUUAAGAAACCGAAAUCGGAUGGCGAAGCAAGGUCAGAGCAUGAUGACCAGGAGCAUGCGAAAGACAAGAAACGAAAGGAAGAAGAGGAGCAUGUGAAAGAAAAGAAACGAAAGGAAGAAGAGGAGCACAUGAAAGAAAAGAAACGAAAGGAGGAAGAGGAGCACAUGAAAGAAGAGAAACGAAAGGAGGACGAGGUUGCCCGUGAGGCAGAGAGACGAGAAGCCGAACUUCAAGCUGCACAACAAAAAGCGCUGGAGGAAAAGCAGGAACUGGAGCGCAUAGAAAAGGCAAAGCAGGUACGACUUGCUCGAGAGGAAGCGGCGCGCGAGGAGGAGGCAAGGCGUCAGCAGGAGGAGGCGGAGCGAAAGGAGCGCCAACGAAUAAAAGACGCGGAAGCCCACGCUCGCGCCGUAGAGGAACAGAGAGUUUUGUACCUCGAGCAAGAAAGACUCAAGCGUGAGGAGCUAGAACGCAGACGGGCACUGGUGGUAGAGCAGCAACGUAUCGAACGAGCAAGAAUCGAGGAGGAGAAACGGCUCGAAAGGCUAUCAAAGCUUCCGCUUCUACUUCGAUGGUUUGAUCUCUUUGACAACCCUAAAACUCCCGAUGUGGCCUCCUUGUUCAGAUGGAUAGAUGGCUACCGCUACGACACUAUUCGGCCUGAAGCAACCGGCCAAGCAAAUGGUCGGGAGCAGUGGAUGCUGAAUACAGAUGCUGCGAUCCUCUUAGGGGAGAAGGAUCUCCAUCUCUCAAGAUACACUGCCUGGGAACGUAUCCCUUUGACGCUAGCUGCAAAGAGAGCGGUAUGGAGGUUCCACAAUGGUAAAUUCACUCUCCGUGAACCGAAUCUGGCUGGCAUCCGUAGCCAAGUUCCGCAGAAUGAGGGUAGGGUACGUGAGAUGAUAGAGAAGAACAAAGCUCUCUUUUUCCAGCUUGAUCUAUUUUUUGUGAAGGUGUCGGAAUUUAUGUUCAUCGUGCCAAACUUUCCCCACCUCCGAGGGAUAGAGAUUAUUGUCAACUACCGAGAGUUGGAUGUCACAUUCCAGAUGCCCCCGCCUUGUCCGAAAUGGAAGCAGGAUCCGGAUACGGACCAGAGCCAACCAUUCGCCCCCCAACCCAAAGUUCAUAUCAACGGGCAACUCCUUAAGCAACAAGAUGUGCCUGUCACAAGGAUUUUGCGAGAAGCCCCGUCCGAUGAAAAGCGUAUCCCCAGGCGAGAAUUAGUACCGGCGCACCCUACAGAUCCCGAUUAUGAGGAGAUUUGUAGAAAGCAAGGAUUGACACAUCUAUUGCCAGGGUACCAUGCAUCGCCCUCAUCAGCACCUUCGCCAUCUCCAUCUCUGCCCCAACCGAAUGGCACAGAUCAGGUUCUUGAGCAGACAAACGGAAUCACGCCUCCAAGCUCUGACAAGACUAAGUCCAUAAAUGGCGGAAGCCCCCAUCGAGGCUCCAUAUCAGAGGCAGAUCCCGUUCAUACUCUUCCAAAUGGAGUCGCCGAAGUUACUUCCCCCCCGGGAUCGAUUCCUCAGAUUUCGAACCAGCAUGAUUAA
Molecule: messenger RNA, 4935 nt
Organism: Venustampulla echinocandica
Lineage: Eukaryota; Fungi; Ascomycota; Leotiomycetes; Helotiales; Pleuroascaceae
Product: Ankyrin repeat-containing protein
Exons: 4
Coding region: 1-4935 (1644 amino acids)
Cellular component (GO): nucleoplasm
Molecular function (GO): protein binding
Source: RefSeq, a predicted model, not a curated record